Molecule: messenger RNA, 610 nt
Organism: Mastomys coucha (southern multimammate mouse)
Lineage: Eukaryota; Metazoa; Chordata; Mammalia; Rodentia; Muridae
Gene: Rab1a
Product: RAB1A, member RAS oncogene family
Exons: 6
Coding region: 251-610 (119 amino acids)
Molecular function (GO): GTP binding; GTPase activity
Source: RefSeq, a predicted model, not a curated record
GCCCUCUGGGCCGCGACAGGCCCCUUGGCCUAGGCUUCCCCAGUUCCUGGUUCGCCGGCGGCCAUUUUGGGUGGAAGCGAUCUCUGAGUGGCGGCGGCUGCUGAUUGUGUUCUAAGGGUCGGAGUGGGGUCGACGUUUGCUCUACCGGAACAGCUUAGCUCAUUCCUUCCCUUCCAUUACCCGUGGCGCGGAGAGUUGGGGCGGCGGCUGCGUCAGCAAGGGCGGUGGCGGCGGCGGCAGCUGCAGUGACAUGUCCAGCAUGAAUCCCGAAUAUGAUUAUUUAUUCAAGUUACUUCUGAUUGGCGAUUCUGGGGUUGGAAAGUCUUGCCUUCUCCUUAGGUUUGCAGAUGAUACGUAUACGGAAAGCUACAUCAGCACAAUUGGUGUGGAUUUCAAGAUACGAACUAUAGAGUUAGACGGGAAAACAAUCAAGCUUCAGAUAUGGGACACAGCAGGCCAGGAAAGAUUUCGAACAAUCACUUCCAGUUAUUACAGAGGAGCCCAUGGCAUCAUAGUUGUGUAUGAUGUGACAGAUCAGGAGUCCUUCAAUAAUGUUAAACAGUGGCUGCAGGAGAUAGAUCGCUAUGCCAGUGAAAAUAGUGGGAAAUAG